AUGCGGGUCAGCUCUGACCAGGAGAGACCACCUGAGACAGUAUGCUUUUCAGCUCUGGACUGCAUGGAGAUGCCGGGGUCAUUAAAGCAGAUUGAUGCCAGUAAUGGGCAGGUGUUUGGAGUGAACACCGCAGGCAAUGUUUACACUCUGUAUGGAGACAGCUGGGUCCAGCUGCCGGGCUCCUUGAAACACGUCACGGUUGGUCCGGCUGGAGUCUGGGGUGUGAACAAGAACAACAACAUCUACAAGCUGGUGGGAGGAAGCUGGCAAAAGGUCACAGGGCUGCUCAAGCAAAUUGACGCGGGGGGAGACAUGUUCGUCGCUGGUGUCAGCAUGAAUGGUGGCAUCUACUGUCUGUCUCGUCCAGCAGCCGUCUCUGUGAACAAUGCCUCCACCUUGCCCUGGGUCAAUAUUGCAGGAAGUCUGAAGUACUACAGCUGUGGCUUGUGGGGCUGCUGGGGUGUUAACUCAGCUGAUGAUAUCUACUUCCGGUUUGCUGUCACCCCGGACUCUUGUGCAGGAUCCAGGUGGCAGAACAUUCCCGGCAAGCUGUCCAUGAUUGAGGUCGGGACCGAAGGCUCUGUCUAUGGUGUGAACAGUGCAGGACAAAUAUAUCGCAGGGAUGGAAUCACUAAAAGCAACCCCAUCGGCACCACCUGGACCCAGGUGGCCAGUUUCCUCUGCAAAUGCAAACAUGUGUCCUAUGACCUGGGCCUGCUGUGGCUUACCAAUGACCAGGAGAAGAUUAUGAAAUGCCGGCUCUAAAUGAGACUCCCUCCAUCUCAGCCUCACAGUGAUUAACAGUGUCCAUUUAAACUUUCUCUCUCCCCCACAGUGCUUAAUUUGUACCAGCCUGGGCUGAGCCCCGGCCCCUCUGGGUUUGCCGUGUCAGUGAUGAAAAUAACAAAUUGCUUCAGCCCCAGCACCUCUUUCAUUACAAACUAAGCACUGCUCCACUCCCUUGUCCAGGUUUUCUACAUACCAUCUCCAUCCAGUGGUCUGAAGCUUUUGUUCCAAGGGUAAAAUCGAGUCCCACAAAAUAGAGCCAAGAAGGUUCGUCAUUACCUGCUCCUUCUCUGCCUCUGCUGCCCCCACCCCCAGACGCACAUACUUCUACUCCGAUAAAAUUCAGUGGCUGGAAACUGAACACAAGCAAGGUCCAACUGAAAACAAAGGGCAGUGUUUUCAGCUAUGAGGGAAGUAAACCAUACGAACAGAUCCACAAAGGAUGUGCAAAAAGAAAAGGAGUACUAGUGGCACCUUAGAAUGCAUCUGAUGAAGUGAGCCGUAGCUCACAAAAGCUUAUGCUCAAAUAAAUGUGUUAGUCUCUAAGGUGCCGCAAGUCCUCCUUUUCUUUUUGCGAAUACAGACUAACACGGCUGCUACUCUGAAACAAAGGAUGUGGUAAAUUCUCCAUCACUUGGGAGUCUUUCAAUCAAGACUGGAUGUCUUUGUAAAUGCUCUGAUAUACUUUGUAUCAACUGCAUGCUAUUAGGUGUGAUGCAAAAGUCACUGCAUGACAUCUGUGGCCUGUGUUAUGUAGGAAAUCAGAUUAGAUGGUCAUAAUUGCCCCCUUCUGGACUUUAUAUUUAUGACUCUAAUGGAGCCCAUUGUAUUAGCAACACACAAAACUGAGCUGGGCUUAGGAAGAAUUUCCAAGAGAACCAGAAAGAAAAAGAAAAUUUAAGUAACCCCAACUAGGUAAUUUUUCUCUGCCUUUCUGCAAAAUUCACCAUCACCAACUACCUGUGUUACAAGGUUCUCCCUCAGUUAGCCUGAUUUCAGUCUCUCCACUUCAGAAGGUCCUGGCAUGAUCAGUUCAUAAUAAGGAACAAGGGCCAAGUUAUUACACACAUGCUGUCCUUAUUUCUGUGCCAGAAGCUCUGCAUAUCCACCCCUCUCCUCCUGCAUUUCCAUUGUGAUAAAUCCCAAAUAUCUGCAUCACCAGAUUAAGAAAGAAUAGAGGCCUCAUGUAUCCAACAGGAUGGCUGCAGAGCCAGAGCUGCUCUCUCUAGGCUGAGCAGGAAAGGGCUGGUAAA
This is a messenger RNA of Caretta caretta (loggerhead turtle), 2039 nucleotides long. NCBI's taxonomy places the organism in Eukaryota, Metazoa, Chordata, Testudines, Cheloniidae. The record is from RefSeq and is a predicted model, not a curated record.